GGCUGGGGCUGCGGGUCUGCACAAGCGCGCUUCAUAGGUAAAGUUAGGGGUGUCUGAGCACGUUGGACAGCAUUCUUUUAAGACGUUUCGCAUUUCCCCCCACCCGCGCUUGUAUUUGGACAAUGGCUUCUGAAAAGGAAAAGAUUGCCCGAAAGCUUUUUGAGGAGAAUCAUGUUUUGGAAGAGCUUGGUAAUGUAGGUCUAAAUGAAAACGAAUCUUGCAAAGACAACGAGUCAUCCGAGGAGGAGGAGGGAAAGAGAGAUGACCCUGAUUAUGAGCCUCUAGAAUCAAGCGAUGAUGAAUGGGAAGAAGACAGCGAGCCAAGCCCCAAAAAACGUCUAAUCAUCCCGUCCCCCAUCACCACACCACAAACCCCCAGAACCCCUGCAUCCUCUGCUGUUGGUUUCUUGAGUCCGAAGUCAAUACGCAGAGGAAAAACUCGUUCUCCACGGGGGAGAAAAAGGUCUGCAGCUUGCAUGUCAGAGGACAGUGAAAUGGGCUUUUGGAAUGACAUCAGCAUGGAGGAUGAGGCUCCGGUGCUACCCCAUUUUGUUCCAAAGCGAAAUCCGGGAGCUCAGCUCGUCUUGGACAGAAAUUAUUCUCCCUUAGAAUUAUUUCAGCUUUUCUUCCCAUACUCUGUGGUGGCCACCAUUGUGAAUAACACAAAUAGUUAUGCAAAAAUGAGGACUGAAGCUGGGACGAAAUUCAAGUGGGUGCCUUUGAAGGUGAAGGAACUAUAUUCGUAUAUUGCGCUUGUUGUUUACAUGGGACUCCUCAGCACAAAAACUAUUGCAGAUUAUUGGUCAGGCAAAGAAAUUUACAAUUUGCCGUUCCCAAAAUCAGUGAUGUCCAGGAGCAGAUUUCAAGCCAUCUCUUGGAACCUGCAUCUUUGCAAUCUUCAGGAGGAUCGAGCGAAUGCAAAGAAAAAGGGGACUCCAGACUAUGACAGACUUUUCAAAAUCAAGCCUCUGUACACUGACAUCAUAGCAGCAUGCAAAACGUACUUCCAUCCAAACAGAGAGCUAGCGGUGGACGAAAGGAUGGUGGCAUCUAAAGCGAGAAUUGGCUUCAAACAGUACAUGAAGGACAAGCCAACCAAGUGGGGUUACAAACUCUUCGUUCUUGCUGAUUCUGUAUGUGGCUACACAUGGAACUUCUUCGUUUAUGAAGGUAAGUCGUCUUUGGCCACAGGUAAAGGACUGAGUUAUGAUUCUGUGGUACGCCUCUUGGAUCUGCCUCUUCUUGGCAAAGGCUACCAUGUGUAUAUGGACAACUUUUAUACAAGCCCAGGCCUUUUGUUGGACUUGCUGGAGAAACGGACACUUGCGUGUGGCACGAUACGCUCCCACGUACAGGGCUUUCCUAGAACAAGGGCCAAUGAGCUCAGCGAAAGGGCACAAAGAGGAUCCAUACGCUGGCUUCGUGAAGGUAAGCUCCUCUUUGUGAGGUGGAUGGACACAAAAAUGGUUUCGAUGUGUUCGACGAUUCACAAGGCAUAUGAUGGCUCUAUGGUCUCAAGGCGUAUUAGGAAUCCUAAGAAUGGAUGGGAAAAGUGCCAAAUCACAAUUCCAGAGACAGCGAAGGACUACAAUAAAUAUAUGGGAGGUGUGGACCUUUCAGAUGCCCUGAUUGGGUACUACAAUGUCAUACACAAGACCAAGAAAUGGUACAAGACCUUUUUUUUUCAUUUUGUCGAUAUUGCAGUGGUGAACAGUUUAAUUCUCCACCAGAAUCUGUUGAAAUAUCAAAAACAGACCCCUCUCACCCAGAAGGAAUUUCGAGAGGCACUUGUGGCUGAGCUGGUAGGGACUGUCAUACUGCCAGAAGACGCGGAGCCAUCCACAUCAUGUGACCAAGAGACCUAUGGAUCAUCUGCUGUGGAGGAAGAGCUGUGCUGGCCGGAGUAUUUCGGGUCAGAUUCCUCAAGUGGGAGGAGAGUUUGUGUCCUGUGCAAAAUUUCAGGUCACAAAGUAAAGACACCUGUGUACUGUACAAAAUGCAAUGUAGCUUUGUGCUUUGUGUCUUCAAGGAACUGCUUCAAAAAAUGGCACACUGAGAAACCCACUGAAAGCGAUGAGGAAAAAUAAGUGCAUUGUUUUUUGUCUGCGGAGAUUUGACUAAAAGCUGUGCACUUACCCCACUGUAGUGCCUUAAAGUUUUUUCAUUAUUUAGUUAGUUACUUACAUUGUAGAUAAGUAGCUGUUGACAUUUAUAUAUCCCACGUUUUUAUAAUAUGCUUUUCACUACAUUUUUCCUAUAUUCAUUUAAUUUUCUUUCUUUAUUUCAAUUUUUUUUUUUUUUUGACCAACUAGUUGUUUUAGUAUUGUAUAAAAUAAAAAGCAAGAACUGCUACUUGGUCUCCUUUUGCUUGUUUGUCACAUGAUACGAGUCAACUUAAAGCUGAAGUGAUGACUUCUGCACAUAUUUUUGCCUUGGUUUGCAGUCUGGACGAUGUUAAUUGCUUAAAAUCAGAGCCAGUCAGCAGAUUUUGGGCAGUUAGUUGACGGAUUUCACAGAAAGCUGCACAGUGUAUGAAGGGCACAAACCUUUUGUAACCAUUUACGAAGUCUGCAAGUGUGUGAUGCAUUUUAAAAUCUGUUCUGAUUUUAAAAGUUAUUUAUUCAAGCCUUUAGUGUAAUAAAAUAUUUUAAGACUGUCUUGUGAUAUAUAACAUAUAGUAAAAGUAGGAUUUUUGAGGUAAUGUUUGCAGUUAAACAGAAGGUACCCCUCUAAAUUCAUGCAAAGCUUCACAGGGCGAAGGAAAAGUGGAUAACUUUUGUGCAGAAAGUGUUGAUGUUUGCUGGAAUCAAAGGAUUUUUUCAGCACGGACAGGUACUGAUUAGCAGAUUUUUUUUUAUCAUAAAACUGAUGGGUUGUUUCAGUCAAAUUAAUAUUGACUUAAAACCAGUUUAUUUAUUACCACAAAGUGCAUUUUCUGUUCCGUGAAACAUGCUUAAGUUAACCCUAAAAAGGGCAACGUAUCCUGGGGGCUACAAACAUUUGAGAACCUGUGGGGAGAAGCUGUGAAAGUGUCUUAUUUCUUGGUUUCAUUUUGAAAGGGUGUUUGUUGUGAAUAUUUAGAUGAGGUAACUUGUUUUCUACAUUUUGUUUAGCUCACAGGAAGCAUUUAAAACUGCAUGGCCACCUGUAAUGGGAAUCCUACUCGCCCUCUGAUAAAAGUUGAUCUAUUUCACAUGUCGGAAAACAGCAUUAGAGCAUUAGCUUAUUAGGUUUACAUUGAAAAUGUAAAUGGUUACAUUUUUUUGUAACCUGUCUCUAAAUCUGUUUCAGGUAGUAUGGUGCCCUUUAAGGGGUAUAAAUCAAGAUAUAAAAACAGUCAAGUUUCCAUAUUUGGUAACUGUUUUGUAAUAGAAGUGACAUUGUGACAGAAAAUGACAUCAAAAUAUUCAAUAGAGUUUGGGUGUAACCCAGUGGUUAUUUUAGGUGUAGUGCCCAAACAAAAUCUCACAGGAACCACAGUUUUUGUGAUAUCAACUUCAAAUUCGAAACAUAACUUGGUUAGACAUAUGGCUUUGAU
Cyprinus carpio (common carp) is the source of this 3538-nucleotide messenger RNA. Its product is annotated as piggyBac transposable element-derived protein 4-like. NCBI's taxonomy places the organism in Eukaryota, Metazoa, Chordata, Actinopteri, Cypriniformes, Cyprinidae. The coding region runs from base 123 to 2087 and encodes 654 amino acids. The transcript has 2 exons. The record is from RefSeq and is a predicted model, not a curated record.